This is a messenger RNA of Racocetra persica, 592 nucleotides long. Lineage: Eukaryota; Fungi; Glomeromycota; Glomeromycetes; Diversisporales; Gigasporaceae. The record is from the annotation of a GenBank genome assembly.
GACAGCAUGCCAAGUGCACCCCCUCCAACAGAAAGUGGUCCACCUGGACCGGCUUCACCUCCUGAUGGCCCACCUGGACCGUCUUCACCUCCUAAUGGCCCACCUGUUCCCGAUUCAACAGAUAGUGCGGAUAGUUCGUCUGUUACUGCUGACAGUGCCCCGAGUCCUACAACAGAAAAUGGACCACCUGGACCACCGGGACCGGCCCGUUUGUCAGACAGCCCACAAGGUCCAACUCCUACAGCAGAAAAUGGCCCGCCUGGACCGCCGGGAUCGACUCCUCAAUCAGACAACGGCCCACCGGCCCGUCCAUCUCCUACAGAAGACAGUGGCCCACCUGGACCACAGGGUCAGGGUCCUGAAUCAGACAAUGGUCCACCUGGAGCACCGAGUCCUACAUCAGAUGACGGUCCAGCUAGACCGCCCCGUUUUACAGAUGAUUCAUCUGGCCCAACUCCUACACGUCCACCACGGCAUAAUGGACCAUCCGGUCCGGCCACUACAGAAGAAAGUGGCCCACCCGGUCCACCUGGUCCCCCGGGUUCAAGUCCCCCGGAAGAAAGUGGCCCACCUGGACCUCCGUCACGUCGCG